GCGGGCGCGGCGCCUCUCCUGACGGCGGCCUGUGUCCGCAGGAGAUCCGGAAGGAGGUGCAGGCGCUGGAGCAGACGGCCCGGGAGAUCCUCACGCUGCUGCAGGGCGUGCACCAGGGAGCCGGCUUCCAGCACAUACCAAAGAAAUGUCAGAAGGCUCGUGAGCACUUUGGUACAGUGAGAACACAGCUGGAAUCCCUGAAGACCAAGUUUCCCGCUGAUCAGUAUUACAGAUUUCAUGAGCACUGGAGGUUUGUGCUUCAGCGGUUGGUGUUUCUGGCAGCAUUUGUAGUCUACUUGGAGUCAGAAAUGUUAGUGACCCGAGAAGCUGUUGCAGAAAUACUUGGGAUUGAAGCUGAUCGAGAGCGGGGCUUUCACCUGGACAUUGAAGACUAUCUUUCUGGUGUAUUAACUCUCGCCAGUGAGCUGGCCAGACUGGCAGUGAACAGCGUCACGGCUGGUGACUAUUCUCGCCCUCUCCGCAUCUCAACUUUUAUCAACGAGCUGGAUUCCGGCUUCCGUCUCCUCAACCUGAAGAAUGACUCCCUGAGGAAACGUUAUGAUGGCCUGAAAUACGAUGUCAAGAAAAUUGAGGAAGUGGUUUACGACUUGUCGAUCAGAGGACUCAAUAAGGAGGCAACAGUUGGUGCGGGUGGAGAGAAAUGAAGGAUGCUCAUUUUAACAGCAUCAUUGAUUACCUCAGAUGGUUGCCAAUUUAGGAAGCAUGCUAGCGAAGCCUUCCUACAGUAGUUUAGAAGAACUGCAGCUGAAAGCUGCUCUCUAUUUUCUUACAAAAGGUGUAGUACGGGUGUUAGAUCUUGAAAUGUUUUGUAAAAUCAUGUCUAGAUUAGGGCAGGAGGCUCUCUGUUUCCAGUGGAAUUCCUCUGUCAAAACACACGGUGCCGUUCUGUGCACAGCAGCAAUAGUAGUCAGUAACUCCCAUGAGCCGAAGUCCUCAUUAGUUCUGUGGUGUUGCUUCACUGCUCUGGCAGCGAUGUGCUUCAGCUGUCUCUGCUCACACGCCU
Fulmarus glacialis (Northern fulmar) is the source of this 1024-nucleotide messenger RNA. It is a transcript of the gene TSN, whose product is annotated as translin. Gene Ontology annotation, cellular component: nucleus; cytoplasm. NCBI's taxonomy places the organism in Eukaryota, Metazoa, Chordata, Aves, Procellariiformes, Procellariidae. Bases 309 to 665 code for a protein of 118 amino acids. The transcript is spliced from 5 exons. The record is from RefSeq and is a predicted model, not a curated record. Gene Ontology annotation, biological process: RNA metabolic process. Gene Ontology annotation, molecular function: RNA binding; sequence-specific DNA binding; single-stranded DNA binding.